Molecule: messenger RNA, 622 nt
Organism: Ilex paraguariensis (yerba mate)
Lineage: Eukaryota; Viridiplantae; Streptophyta; Magnoliopsida; Aquifoliales; Aquifoliaceae
Source: the annotation of a GenBank genome assembly
UCAUGUAGAAAUGCCAGGUUGUUCCUUAUUUGGGUCAGAAGCUUUACCACAUCAAAUUUUUGACCAUCGCCCUCUUCAAUUGAAUGAGGAUGAUUACCGACGUGUCUGCCAAAUACCAAUGAGAAAGUGUGCAAACUUUAGGGAUCUGAGAGGUGUACGGGUUCGUGAUGACAACAAAGUUGAGUGGGACCCAGAUAUUCCAAGGGUGUAUCUGCCUUCUGGGAAGCCAUUGGUACCUGAUUAUGCAAUGACUUUUGUAAACGGAAGUUCAUCAAAGCCGUUUGCUCGGUUAUGGUGGGAUGAGACAGUGCCAACUGUGGUUACUAGAGCGGAACCACACAACCAGGCAAUAUUGCAUCCUCAGCAAAAUCGAGUACUUUCCAUUCGGGAAAAUGCAAGAUUGCAAGGCUUUCCCGAUUAUUAUAAACUUCUUGGUCCAAUUAAAGAAAGAUACAUUCAAGUGGGGAAUGCGGUGGCUGUUCCUGUCGCACGAGCCUUGGGAUAUGCUUUGGCUUUGGCACUAAAAGGAUCAUCCAAAGAAGACCCUUUAUUUACCUUGCCUGCGGGGUACCCUAAAGUUAUGAAUCCGACUUCUCCUAUCUCUGAUGAGGAUAGUUUUUAA